This is a messenger RNA of Closterium sp. Naga37s-1, 363 nucleotides long. NCBI's taxonomy places the organism in Eukaryota, Viridiplantae, Streptophyta, Zygnematophyceae, Desmidiales, Closteriaceae. The record is from the annotation of a GenBank genome assembly.
AUGGCGGCAUCUAACGACGUCGCGCCAGCGAGUUUCACCAAGACCCAGCUGACGCUCUACGCGCCGCCCGACAGGCAGCACGAGCGCGUGCUGCACCUGGGCCCGCCCGGCAGCAGCAGCAGCGGCCGCCGCGGCAGCGGGUCGACGGACAUACACGUGCAGGAGAUCGGCGACCCCGACGAGCAGGCGGAGGGGUCCAUCGCAAUGCAGCGGGAGAAGUCGCUCUACGGCAGCAACGCUGCUGGCACCAGCCAAGGAGCCAGGGGUGGUGGAAGCGGCGGCGGAAGCAGUGGGAGUGUUGCGGGUCCGGGCAGCAACGCUAGCAGCAGCACCACGGGCGGCUGUGGCUGUCCACUGGAGUGA